Molecule: messenger RNA, 2934 nt
Organism: Fragaria vesca subsp. vesca
Lineage: Eukaryota; Viridiplantae; Streptophyta; Magnoliopsida; Rosales; Rosaceae
Product: probable disease resistance protein RF45-like
Exons: 12
Coding region: 1-2934 (977 amino acids)
Biological process (GO): defense response to other organism
Molecular function (GO): ADP binding
Source: RefSeq, a predicted model, not a curated record
AUGGCUGAGGCUGUAGUUUCGAUGGUGAUCGAAGGGCUCAAGCCGCUAGGAAACUUCAUGAUUCAGCAAGCUAACUUCCUGACCGAAGUUAACCAUCAAGUUGAGCUUGCACAAAGAGAGCUACUCCUGAUGCGAAGCUUUCUGAAAGAUGCAGAUGCACGACAAGAAGAUGAUGAAGUGGUGCGCUCUUGGGUUAAUGAGGUUAGAGAAGCUGCUUAUGAUUUGGAGGAUGUUAUUGAAGCUUUUGUCUUGAAAGUGGCUAUCAGGAGGGGAGGCAGUAUGAUGAUCGUUCUCAAAAGGUUUGCUUGCAUCUGGAAUGAAGGAGUUCAUCGUUACAAGAUCGGAUCAGAAAUUGAGAGCAUCACAACCAAGCUUUCUAAACUGAGGUUGACUAUGCAAAGUUAUGACAUCAAGCAAACGAAGGGGAGUGAAGGAGCCAAUUCUUUUGCGAGCCAACAAGAACGCACACUAACCUAUUCUCAUGUUAGUGAUGAUCAUGAUGUUGUUGGGUUAGGAGACGACAUAGAGAAGUUGGCCACACGUUUGGUAGAAGAGGGAGGUUGCCGAAUUGUUUCCAUUUGGGGUAUGGGGGGCUUGGGGAAGACCACUCCUGCAAAGAAGGUUUAUGGUCACAAGAAAGUCCAGUGCCAUUUCGAUUGCUUUGCUUGGCGGCUCUGCGAUUUCCAACGAGAGAAGAAGUGUCUGGUGGUGCUUGAUGACAUAUGGACAGUUGAAGUGUGGGACUCUUUGAAGGGUGGAUUUCCAGCGCAUGAUCAGGAAACUAAUAGCCGAAUCAUUCUCACAACUCGAAACCAAGAAUUGGCUUCAAUUGCAAAGGAAAAUGCCUACCAAUCGCAUGCACUGAGCGAGGAUGAUGCCUGGAACUUGUUUCGGAAGAUAGCAUUCUCCCAAAUGGAUGAGACAGACUCUCAAAUCAAAUCAAAGAAAGAGCUAGGAGAGAAGAUGCUUCGCCAUUGUGCAGGUUUACCACUAGCGAUUAUUGUGCUUGCAGGACUGCUAUCUAAGAAAGACACAGUCAAUGCGUGGGAAACUGUGUGUGAGAAUGUCAAUGUGUAUAUAAGAAGAGGCACAGAUCUUGAUCGAGAAUACAAAGGUCAAAAAUAUGGAGACUAUGAGAUACCAGUGAAACUGUUGACUCAUUUAUGGAUGGCAGAAGGGUUUAUAUCUGAGACAUCAUCGGAAAUAUUGGAAGAUGUAUCAUAUAGCUGUUUAAGUGAGUUGGUGCAAAGGUGCAUUGUUCAAGUUGGACAGAUUGGUUCAACUGGGAAGAUUAAAUCAUGUCACCUCCAUGAUCUCAUGAGAGACUUGUGCAUGUUAAAGGCCAAGGAAGAGAACUUUUCCCAUGUUGUCAAUUUUUCUACUGGGACGAGAACCAACGCAACACAAGUCGGUAGAGUUCGAAGACUGGCAAUCUAUGUGGACAGAUACUAUGAUAAUUUAGUUCCCACUACCAGAGACGGUCACCUCAGAUGUGUUCAGGAAGAUGGAACAAUUGAGGCAUUUAUAUCUACCCCCGUGGCACACAGUAGACGGGAAGCUGUCAUUGGGAAACUAAACAUCCAAGGUUUGUCAAAAUAUCUGGAACAGCUGGAGGAAAUCUUGAAAUCCAGAAGUGGUCCAACAUUCCACCAUCUUCGUUCUCUAUCUCUGGACAUGGAUGGUCAUAACUGUGAUAUACUAUCAAGGUUUCGACUUAUAUGCAAGCUGCAAGUGAGGGGUGGAAUCGUGAAGUUACCAGAAGAGCUCUUGUCCUUUCCAAACCUCAUCAAGAUAAAGUUGGCUAGCACUAAACUGAAGGAAGAAGACCAGACAGAAAUACUAGAGAAGCUGCCACACUUGAGAGUGCUUUACCUACAAGGUCAUGUUUUCUCGAGCCUUCCUUCAGACACACUUGUUUGCACGAACGGAGGAUUUCCCAAUCUGGAAUUUCUUUACCUUGAAGGGUUGCCAGAAUUGAAAGAGUGGAGGUUGGAGAAAGGAGCCAUGCCUCGUCUCCGCAGACUGUGCAUUGAUCACUGCACAGAAUUGAAGGCAGUUCCGGAUGGGCUUCAGUAUAUUAAGACCCUCAAGGAGUUGACUGUCACGUGGAUGCCAAGUGAAUUCUGUAGUACGCUCGGAAAAGAAGGGGAGGAUUUCGAAGGGGACGUCUGCUGUGUACGCAGUGCUUCGAGUACUGCGGCUGUGGCGAGACGUAGCCUCACAUUCCACCAUCGUCGUUCUCUGUCUCUUGAAAUUCUCUAUGGAAGACCAGACAGAAAUACUAGAGAACCUGCCACACUUGAGAAGUUGAGAGUGCUUUACCUACAAGAUCCUGUUUUCUCGAGCCUUCCUUCAGACACACUUGUUUGCACCAAUGGAGGAUUUCCGAAUCUGGAAUUUCUUUACCUUGAAGGGUUGCGAGAAUUAAAAGAGUGGAGGGUGGAGGAAGGAGGCAUGCCUCGUCUCCGCAGAUUGUACAUUACGCAGUGCGACAAAUUGAGGGCAGUUCCAGAUGGGCUUCAAUAUGUUACUGCUCUCAAGGAGUUAACUUUCAAGUCGAUGCCCAUUGAAUUUUGCGAAAGACUUGAGGAAAACGGGGAUGAUUUCCACAAAAUCAAACAUGAUGGCUAUGUUGUAGCUCUAUAUGCAAGAGAUGGCCCCAGUCUUCAUGUUGCAAGGCAAAGAGUUAAAGGUGGUGGUUGGUUCCUAGAUACCAUGUCAAAUGAUACAAUUGGAUUGCGAUCUUUUGCCGCUGGUGGAAAGUUAUUGCAGAUAAAUAGAAGAAUGGAAUUUGUAUUCGCAAGUCACAGUUUUGAUGUUUGGAAGAGUUGGAUGUUGGAAGGUUCUCUGGACGAGUGUAGGCUGGUUAACUGUAGAAAUCCACUGGCUGUAUUGGAUGUAAGCAUCGAGAUUCUGGCCACUGUUGGAGUGUAA